Fukomys damarensis (Damara mole-rat) is the source of this 1424-nucleotide messenger RNA. RefSeq names its product transmembrane protein 200C (gene Tmem200c). The coding region runs from base 369 to 1424 and encodes 351 amino acids. The record is from RefSeq and is a predicted model, not a curated record. Lineage: Eukaryota; Metazoa; Chordata; Mammalia; Rodentia; Bathyergidae. The transcript has 4 exons.
AUCCACUGGGAGCGCGGAGAACUUGAAUGUCUCUCUUGGAAGCGGUUGUAUUUUUAGACCUCCCUCCUCAGCCUCCCAUCCUCCACGCCUUCGCCCCGGGAAGCCCAGCGCAGGCGGCGGAUCUCCAGGCAGCCGGCCGGCUCUAAGCCAAGUUUCCUGGGAUACCCAGCGUUCUGGGGCGCCUCGCGGUACCUGCCACGGAGGCAGUCCUGCUCCCCGGGAGAGGUAGCCGGCAGACGAGUCUGACUUCGCUUCUAACGUGCCUAGUCCUUGAAGCCUUCCACAGAUAACCACAGACCUCCAGACUGUAUUAGAGGCCGGAGCCUAGCGUUUGACACAGCAGCCUCUAUGUUGCAACUACAUGAUAAAUGCGAUUAUUUGGGGAGCAGGAGGAGGUGGCGGAGCAGCUAGUGGGCAGCUGGCUGCCCCCCUGCGCGAGCGUCCGCGGCUUCGCCAUGAUCGCCACCGGCGGCCUGCUGAGGAUUUCAGCCCGCAAGCAGGAUCCCCUGCGCCCCCCGGGCCAGGUCCCCAAGCGCAAGCGGAAGGCCAAGAAGAGGCGCAAGAACGACGUGGUGGUGGUGAAAGGCAAGCUGAAGCUGUGCUCCGUCUCGGGGCUCAUCGCCCUUUGCGGGAUCCUGGUGCUGUUGGUGGGCAUCGCCCUGGCCGUGGUGGGCUACUGGCCCAAAGCCGGCGGGGCGGCCAGGGAGGGGGGCAGGCAGGCGCCCCCGGGCAACGGCAGCGACCGGGCCCCGCCCAGGCGCCCCCCAGGGGGAGCCCCCGCCAGCCCCGAGGGCGCGCUCCAAAGCACUCGUGCGCCCGGACCCCCAGCGCCCGCGCCCGUGGGCUUCUUCUUCCGCGUCUUCUCUGGCUACCUGCACUCGGACAAGCUCAAGGUCUUCGGGCCCCUCAUCAUGGGCAUCGGCAUUUUCCUCUUCAUCUGCGCCAACGCCGUGCUGCACGAGAACCGCGACAGGAAGACCAAAGUCAUCAACCUGCGGGACCUCUACUCCACCGUCAUCGACGUGCACAGCCUCCGCGCCAAGGACCCUGCCGCCGCCGCCGCCGCCGCCGCCUCCAAGCCUUUGACCCUCCUGACCAUUGAGGGGGAGGAUGGAAGGAGCAGGAUUCCACCGACGCCCUGCAGCGUCGGAAUCGGGUCCCCAGCUGGUGCCUGGGCUGGCGAGGGAGGCCUGGUCCUCUUUGAGAAGUGGCUCUGGGGCUGCUGCGGGUGCCCUGUGGAGAGCGAGCCGUUCCGACUUCCUGUAAGGUGGUUCUCUGCGGCGGAAGCUGGUGAGGCGGGAAGCCACACGCUGGAAGGAAAACACGACUGCGUCUGUGUCUCGGAAGAAACCUUUAUGCAAGAGGGAGUGAGGGGUUUGGCGUAUAGAGAGGAGGCUGAGAAGACCGAGAGGAAUGACCUUUAA